AAAGAGGCCAACCAGGACGUCACUCGGAACUGCAGUCUGCAGGCCCGGGCGGAGUCGUUCUUUAUCUACCGAGCCAGGAGCCCCCCGAUGGUCAAUGCCAGCUAUGGGCCAUUUUCAGUCGAGAAGACGGUCCCCCGGGAGCUCAUGCUGACCUCUGCACCCUUUGGCAACAUGGGCCAGUUUCCCUUCAACUGGAAGUUGAAAGCCCACAUCCUCGGCAGCUCCAUCUACUCCAACAGACCCAAAGUGCAGACCUUGUUCUACAUCACCGGGAUGGGCUGGACCGACGGCGACCCUGCGGAACAGCUGCCCUGCGUCAAGAUGUUUGCUUUCCCGGAGGCCAGGGAAGUGGCGGCCAGCUGUCGGCUGCAAGGGACCCCUGGGCUGUGUGUGGCCGAGCUGGAGGUGCUGCCCGAGUGGUUCAGCUCUGGGCUGGACCUGGAGCCCGAGGAGGAGAUCCCGGCCCUGCUGGGCGGCACGGCCAUGGAGCUCUUCUUCACGCUGUACCCGGCCGACCCGGCCGGCCAGUGUUCCCUGGAGGAGGACAGCAAGUGGGAGAACAACAUCCACUCGGGCCAGGACGGCCCCCCGCCAGCGCCUCCAGCCCGGGAGAGGAUCGGGAGCGUCGUGGUCUACCCGACCCAAGACGAUCUGAAGUGGUCCCUGCUGAGCCUGGAUGAGAACGUCGUCAUCUCCGUACCUCUGAACCUGGUCCGGGAAGGGGACACCGCCACCUUUCUGGUCUCUCUGGCCGCUGGCUCCGUGGCUGACCACUUCACCCUUAGAACAAAUGGCUCCUUCUAUGAGAUCUUGCAAGUGGACUUUGGAAUUGACAACAGCAGCGGCCUGGCCGGCGCCCAGCAGAUCACCUGGCAGGUGGAGUACCCGGUGGAGGACGCCACGAGGGAGCUGGUUGUCGCUGAGAUCUUUGUCAGCCAGACCUCCUUUGUGGGCAUCGUCCCACUCGCAAUGGACACGGAGGUUCUGAACACGGCCAUUCUCACCGGAAAGGUGGUUUCGGUCCCCGUCAAGGUCGUGGCCGUUCAAGAGGACGGUUCGGUGGUGGACGUGUCGGAGGCUGUGGAAUGCAGGUCUGCGGACGAAGACGUCGUCAAGGUCUCCAACGGCUGCGAUUCGAUUUUUGCGAAUGGGAAGGAGAUGAAGAGCAAAGUGGACACGAUCGUGAACUUCACCCACCAGCACUUCACCUCCCAGUUAGAGAUCACCGUCUGGGCGCCCAGACUCCCCCUGCAGGUCGAGAUCUCGGAUACGGAGCUGAGCCAGAUCAAAGGGUGGAGGAUCCCAGUGGCUUCCAACCGAAGGCCCACCAGAGACAGCGAAGACGAGGAGGACGAGGAGAAGAAGGGGAGGGGUUGCUCGCUGCAGUACCAGCACGCCCUCGUGCGCGUCCUCACCCAGUUCGUGGCCGAGUCACCCGACUCGGGUCAGCUGAGCUAUAUGCUGGGCCCCGACUGGCAGUUUGACAUCACUGACCUUGUGAUGGAUUUCAUGAAGGUGGAAGAGCCGAGGAUUGCUCAGUUACAGGAUGGCAGGACCCUGGUGGGCCGGGAGCCGGGCAUCACCACCGUGCAGGUGCUGUCGCCUCUCUCUGACUCCAUCCUGGCUGAGAAGACGGUGACCGUCCUGGAUGACCGUGUCACCAUCGUGGACCUGGGCGUGCAGCUGGUGGCCGGCUUGUCUCUUUCCCUGCAGCCUCACAGGUCGGACAAAAGAGCCAUCAUCUCAACAGCAGCUGCCCAGGAUGUUCUUCAAGCCCCACAGCAAGAAGCAAUAGUCAGUUCUUGGAUUCUGUUCAGUGACGGUUCGGUGACACCUUUAGACAUUUACGAUCCCAAGGAUUUUUCAGUUACCGUCUCAUCAUUGGAUGAAAUGGUGGUGUCUGUCCAGGCAAACCUUCAGUCCAAAUGGCCGGUUGUAGUUGCAGAGGGGGAAGGGCAAGGGCCCUUGAUUAAACUGGAAAUGAUGAUCAGUGAGCCCUGUCAGAAGACCAAGAGGAAGAGCAUUCUUGCCGUGGGUAAAGGGAACAUCAAGGUCAAAUUUGAACCAAAUAUUGAUGAGCACCAAAGGGGCACCAACGACAUUGAGGGCAUAAAUCGGGAAUAUAAAGACCACCUCAGUAACACCAUAGAGCGUGAAGGAAACCAGGAGAGAGCAGUGCAGGAGUGGUUCCAACAUGGCGCCUCUGUCGGCCACGAGGAAAGUACCAACAAAAGCACAACCCCACAGUCUCCCAUGGAAGGAAAGGAUAAGAAGUUGCUCAAGAGUGGUGGUCCAGAUGCCUUUACAAGCUUCCCCACUCAUGGGAAGUUACCGGAACCCCAUAAUCCUAGUGACCUUACGGUGACCUCCAGGGGGUUGACCGACUUGGAGAUCGGCAUGUACGCCCUGCUCUGCGUCUUCUGCCUGGCCAUCUUGGUCUUCUUAAUUAACUGUGUGGCAUUCGCUUGGAAAUACAGACACAAAAGAUUCGCCGUGAGUGAGCAAGGCAACAUCCCCCAUUCCCACGACUGGGUCUGGCUGGGGAACGACGUGGAGCUUUUGGAGAACCCGGUGGACGUGACCCUCCCUUCGGAGGAGUGCACGACCAUGAUCGACAGGGGGCUGCAGCCCGAGGAGAGGAACUUCCUUCUGAACGGCGGUUCCCAGAAGACUUUCCCUAGUCAGCUGCUCAGACCUUCUGACUAUGUCUAUGAGAAAGACGUGAAAAACGAACCUCUGGGUUCGUCCGGCCCCAAGAGGAAGAGGGUCAAGUUUACGUCCUACACCACCAUCCUCCCGGAGGACGGCGGCCCGUACACCAACUCCAUCCUGUUUGACAGUGAUGACAGCAUCCAGUGGGUCUGCCCAGAUAUGGGGCUGGGGGCGUCCCAGGGCUUUAGAGACUACGUGGAGAGGCUGCAGGACCAGAUGUAAACUCCUUUCUCAUGUUUGUAUUCACCUUUAUGCCUUCUGCUUUUUGAAUGGUGGAGCCGUGCGUCUGAUCAGCAAUAGGGGAUGAGUUAACAAAGCUUCGUUUGUGGAGGUCUGGCGGGAUCCCUUUCGAAGCAGGCAUCAGAGAGAGCAAAGGCAGCUGCGUUCGAAGCUAGGCAAUGUCUCUAAAUAGGCCACAUGUAGGUCCUGGAGAAAUUCUAAGACCACGGUUUUAUCUGCUGCCUGAUACUAGCUCAGUUCAACUAUAAUAAACCUGACCCCACAGACACUGUUAAUCAUCUCGUGGCAAAACGGCCGUGUGGAAUUAGAAAAGACUUGGGUUUGAUUUUUCUACUCCUAGACCUUUUAAAGCACAGUGGACAUUUCUUGCCCUUGACCUGAGAUUGGACAUACGUGAAAGAUGCUGAAUGUAGCCGCCCAUAUUUGUUACGAGCACUGCUCAUUAUUUUUAUAUAUCUUUGCACCUGCACCUGGUUCCUUUGACCUCUGCAAUUCUCUUUGAAACAUGAAGACAAGCAAUUUCAUUCUAUUCUCUGAAAUCUGUUUGAUUUACAUAUGAAUUUUAGUCCCUGUGAUGUGCCACGUCCUGUUAUUUCCUGGGUGUCUGUGCAGGAUUUCAGGGUCUUUCCAGUUUUCCUCACUGCAUCCCUUAGGGGCAAUGUCUAAGAAGCUUAGCCUCAUGCCGUCUUUCUUUCUUUUUGCUGUUGAACUUUCUUGUAUCAGAUGGGGACGUGGGAUUUUACUUAAAAUAUUAAUAUACUGUAAGGGAGGGCCAUCUCCUUUACAGUUUUCUACAUGAAGCUUAAAAACUUUGGAGAAAAGUUGUGAACAGUGAACCUUUACUUUUAUCUUCUGCUUGCGGGAGUCAUGAGGACCUCUUUCCUGGGGUGCAUUUCUGAGGACAAAAAAACGUCCUCAAAAUAGUUGUAUUUAUACUAAUGCUUUGUGGUCAACACCAUUUGUUAUCCAAACUGAAAUCAAGAUCUAGAAAUGAUAUGCAGAGAGAGGAAAUUGCAUAGGAAAUAUCUUCAGAUUAAACUUUUCUUUUCCCAGAACAAAACUUCUUAAAAACAGUAAAUGAAAUGAUGUUUCAACUUAGCAAUAUGUAGAAAUCUACCCAUACAAUGAUUUCCACCCACUACCAAAAAAAACCCCAAAAAACCAAAAACCCCAAAACAUAUAUCUAUCCUCAGUCAUGACUCUGGCAGAGAUAAAACCUAUACAGGGUGUCCAUUAAUGGAGAACAGCAAUGGGUUUACCCCCCAAAUUCAUAAAAUAAAUGACUCUUCCAGAAGCUUGAGAAACAAUUGUGAUAAAAAACCAUAGCUAUUGGGAAAUCGAAGUGGCAAGAGAGAAAAAAAAAAUCAUGAUUCCCGCAUAAUUUUUAAAUAAACAGUGUUUUUCAAAGAACAGCAUGCCUGGUCUCAAGCAAAGCAAGAAUUUCAGAUUAGGAAACUAUGACAACAUUCUAUUAAGAUGUGCUAGCUGGAAAAACAGACACUGGAUGGGUAUGCCUCAUUCUGAGCUUUCUUGAGCCAUUUGCAUCUCUGAGAGGUAGAAUUUUAAAGGCCCAAACAGUCAAGGACCUGCAGGAGGUGUUGAAACAGUUUCUUGGCUCCUGAUGGCUGUUGACUGAGCUCUUCAAAAGGCUGUGGUUCCGUGGUUCUCUUCUAGGGUUCCGUGGACGGGAGUGUGACAACCAGCCUUCUCCAACCAUGACGUGGCAGACACAGAAUUCUCCUUGUGUCUCUUGCCCACAGGACUACAAUACGUUUGUAAACAGCACCUAAGUUACCAGUGAUACGCUGCCUGACCUCAGAGGCUGGUGUUUCAGUUGCUCUUGUGUUUAAAAUGGGGGUUAGGAGCUGAAGCUGGUGAGGUUCCCCAGAUCUUCCAGUUUGAUUGGGGAAUGAAGCCAGGAGACCCAGGCACCAGCUUCCAAAGGAGUUUGCAAAGAGAUGGCUGACACCUUGUAGGAAGAGCUCCUCUGGUGGCCACAGGAAGCUGCCUCUGCUUUUCAAAGGGCUUGGCAAGGAGGUAGCUCAAAACCAGCUGUGCAGGACUGGGGAGGGAUUCACGUACCAGCUGAAAUAUAGCUGUCCACGUGAGCCCUGCUCCUCCUGUCAGAUAUUUUCCAUCUUCUCUCCCUUUGGGUCUUGGACAUUCCAGAUGUAGUGGGGAUGUCAUUUCUGAAACUGAGGACCCUCAACUGAUACAGGAGGUGAGUCUCUCUCACACACACAGCAGGCUGCCUCACACUGGCGAAAUGAGACUUCCCGUGGGUAUAAUUCGGGAGGGGACAAAGGAAGUUACUCUUGUCACGGGGAGCCUUAUUAAGGAGCAUACAAAUUAGACCAUCUCCUAUGGUCCGAGUGCUUGACGUGACACAGAAAGCAAACUGGGGAGAAUUAGGAAGAGCCAGGCGUUGCUCUGCAGAGCCGGGAACUGACCGUGGUCCUGAAGACGCCUCCCGUGGGUAAGCUAACGUCACCCAGAGUGAUGCAGGCUGCAUAAACCACCUUUGCUGGUUUCUGUUGAGACUCAGUCAGUUCAAAAUAAAAAUCAAAUGGAAGGUUUCAGGGCAAAGGUCCCUUUUACCAUACCACACACACUCCCACAUAUGCACACGUACAUACGUAUUAUACCCACGUGUGUGUGUGAAUAGUGAAGAAUCAGAAAUUCAGUUUUUUUGUGGCAAUCAACACUGUCAGUUGUUCUCAGAUUUGGUGUGGACACUAUUCAGCUUAACAGAAUGUCACUGAAGUUCUUUCUGCUCUAAAUAUUCCCUGCUGACUAGAAACUAUGGGUUAUAUCGGCUUGUUUUCCAACUAGUCAAUUUAAAACAAAUAGGAACUAUACCUCCAAAAUAUUUCAGCUCAAAUGGGGGGGCAUGGGACUUCCCUGGUGGCACAGCGGUUAAGAAUCGGCCUGCCAGUGCAGGGGACAGGGGUUCGAUCCCUGGUCCAGGAAGAUCCCACAUGCCGCAGAGCAACUAAGCCCGUGCGCCACAACUACUGAGCCUGCAUUCUAGAGCCCACGAGCUACAACUACUGAGCCCGCGUGCCACAACUACUGAAACCCACGCGCCUAGAGCCCGUGCUCUGCAACAAGAGAAGCCACUGCAAUGAGAAGCCCGCGCACCGCAACGCAGAGCAGCCCCCUUUCGCCGGAGAAACUGGAGAAAGCCCACGCGCAGCAAUGAAGACCCAAUGCAGCCAAAAAAAUAAAUAAAAUAAAAUAAAUUAAUUAAAUAAAAUGGGGGGAAUGACGUAAAUUGCUAAGCCUUGAAAUAUGGUUCGCUGGGGGCCAUCCAUUUGCCUGGAUUUCCCAGGUUCUCACGGCUGAGAUAUCCAAAGGAUAGUUGUCAAUAACCUGAAAGAAACGAUGUCAAUAGAGUCCCUUCCUCUCCCAUUAGAAUGGGAUGUUCACACUCCCCUUGAGUCAGACACCAGCAGCCUCUAGAGGGGACAACAGGCCGCGAGCUCCGUCAGUCACACGCAGGGCAAUUCAGAUACCCCAUGAGGACCAGGUGACCGACACCCGUGGAGGAUGUGAGACCACUGUCUCCAGGGGCCAGACGGGCUGCUUUCCAGGCCAGCGUACAGCUAUCAAGGAGCGGCUGCCACACAAAAGUCCUGGAGUUUAAACCUACAGUGUUGCAUUUGAGAGAAAGAAAGAAGAAAAGACACUGGAAGUUUCCCCUGGAAACUUCCCCCAAAGAACACACUGGCUAGCAGACCUCAGAAUACUCUGUGUGAACCAAAAGGGAAUAAUUGACUUCCUGGCUGUCUUCUUUUGCACACUGGUCAGGCUGAGUUCCCAGACUAUAAUCAUCCUUAAACCGUAGGCAGAGAGUUUUUAUUUAUAAAAAUUAAUGCCGGGAAAAAAUGGAUUAAUUUUUGUCCCUUUGCUACAUCUGUAGAUGAAGUAUUUUGUACCUGGAUAAUUUUAAGUUUUAGGAAGUCUGCCGUUGUGUGUGUUGAUCAGCAUUCUUGUCUCACUCUUUUAGAAGGGCGUCUUCCCAAUGUUGAGAUGUUGGGACCACGGUAAAGUGUCUGAGAAGAUCAUUCAUUCCAACUCCACUGACCACAGAGGGUGGUUUCACCUGAAUCUUUCCUUCACCAUUGACACCAUUGUUUUUCUACUCUUGUCAACUCAAAAAUGGCCUCAAUUCUCCGUUCUAGUCUCUGUAAAUGACACGAUAGACUGUUUAUAAAGCCAGCGACCAUCUCCUCCCUCAAAGUUAUAUUACGUGUAAUGUAUUGCGUGUCACCUGUUGUGUAAAGGAACAGUAUGGGUGGUGGAAGAGUUAUGCUAAAAUAUGGAUAGCAGAUAUUUUUGUAUGUAAUAUAGGCAAUAUACUGAAACACUGAAAGGUGUGUUGGAAUAAAUACAUUUUAACAUAAAAGCAUGCAAAGCUAUAGCUUUUAACUGUACAGACAUCCCACUCAGAAAUAUCUAAAUUGAUUAUGGGAAAACAUCAGAACCUGACAUCGUGAAAUGCACUAAAUUAAAGAUGCAGCCUUUAGAGGGCGUGACUUCUGUUGGGAUCGUUGAUGGAAUCUGCCAGGACAUUUUGAUCUUACUCUUCCUUACUUCUGGAUUUUUUUCCUUUUUCUUUUUUUUUUUUUUCCUAGAAAUAUCUCAGAAAUAAAGUGACAUCAUUUUCCAGCAUAAAGGUAUAUACUAACCACAGGGUAAUUCAUCCUUUU
Molecule: messenger RNA, 7664 nt
Organism: Balaenoptera ricei (Rice's whale)
Lineage: Eukaryota; Metazoa; Chordata; Mammalia; Artiodactyla; Balaenopteridae
Gene: TMEM132B
Product: transmembrane protein 132B
Exons: 7
Coding region: 88-2934 (948 amino acids)
Source: RefSeq, a predicted model, not a curated record